This is a messenger RNA of Candidozyma haemuli, 1599 nucleotides long. RefSeq names its product RNA-dependent ATPase (gene DBP3). The transcript is spliced from 2 exons. Bases 1 to 1599 code for a protein of 532 amino acids. Gene Ontology annotation, biological process: rRNA processing. NCBI's taxonomy places the organism in Eukaryota, Fungi, Ascomycota, Pichiomycetes, Serinales, Metschnikowiaceae. Gene Ontology annotation, cellular component: nucleolus. Gene Ontology annotation, molecular function: ATP binding; RNA helicase activity; RNA binding. The record is from RefSeq and is a predicted model, not a curated record.
AUGGGCAAGGAAGAUAAGAAGAGAAAGCUCGAGGAGGCUGGCGAGCCUGAUAGAAAGCUGAAGAAGGACAGAAAGGAGAAGAAGGAAAAGAAGGAGAAAAAGGAAAAGAAGGACAAGAAGGAGAAGAAGGAGAAGAGUGAAAAGAAGGAAAAGAAUAAAACGGAGAAGAAAGAGAAGAAGGAGGAUGCUCCAGUUGAAAGCAAACCUGUUUCUUCCUCUUCCUCUGCCUCUGCCUCUUCUGCUUCCUCUGCUUACCAUGAAUCUAAGGCUCUUUCUAAUGUCCCCGAAAGUGAAAUCAAGGAGUUCUUGGAAACCAACGAGGUUGCUAUUGAAGAUCCCCAUUCCUUGAACCUCCGUCCACUUUUGUCGUUUGACCAUGUGGACUUCAUUGACGACGUACAGAAGGUCAUCUCCAAGUUCCCUAAACCUACACCUAUCCAGGCAGCUUCGUGGCCAUUCUUGCUCAGUGGAAAGGACGUCAUUGGUGUGGCCGAGACCGGUUCCGGUAAGACGUUUGCGUUUGGCGUGCCUGCUGUGAAUAGCAUUUUGAAGGAGAAGAAGAAGGGCCUUAAGGUGCUCUGUCUUUCGCCAACGAGAGAGUUGGCGCUCCAGAUUUACGAUAACUUGGUGGACUUGACGAAAAACGCUGGUAUUUCUUGUGUGGCCAUUUAUGGUGGUGUCAGCAAACAGGACCAGAUCGAUAAGUUGUACGAUGCCAGUAUCGCUGUGGCUACACCAGGUAGAUUGGUGGAUUUGUUGGAAGACGGUCUGGUGGACUUGUCGAGCGUGGAUUACUUGGUUCUUGAUGAAGCCGAUAGAAUGCUUGAUAAAGGUUUCGAGCAGCACAUUAAACAGAUCAUUGGCCAGUGUCCUGUGAAGGAGAACCGUCAGACGUUGAUGUUUACUGCUACUUGGCCCAAGGAAGUUAGAGAGUUGGCUGCCGAGUUCAUGAGACUGCCUGUGAAGGUCACUAUUGGUGAAAGAGACGAGCUUUCUGCCAAUAAGAGAAUUACGCAGAUCGUCGAGGUCAUGGAGCCUAGAGAUAAGGAGAGAAAGCUCGUGCAGCUUAUUAGAAAGUACCAGUCUGGCCCAAAGAAGAACGACAAGAUUCUUAUCUUUGCCUUGUACAAGAAGGAAGCUCUGAGAGUGGAGAACUCUUUGCAAAGAGGUGGUUUCAAUGUUGCCGCUAUUCAUGGAGAUCUCUCUCAGCAACAGAGAACCCAGGCACUUAAUGCAUUCAAAAAUGGUGAGUCCAAUCUUCUUUUGGCCACCGACGUCGCCGCCAGAGGUCUUGAUAUCCCCAACGUCAAGGUCGUCAUCAACUUGACCUUCCCUCUUACAGCAGAAGACUACGUGCACAGAAUCGGAAGAACAGGCAGAGCUGGCCAGACGGGAACUGCCCAUACGCUUUUCACCGAGCACGAGAAACACUUGAGUGGCGCUUUGAUCAACAUUUUGCGUGGUGCCAACCAGCCUGUGCCAGAUGAGUUGCUUAAGUUUGGUGGCCACACCAAGAAGAAGGCUCAUUCUGUGUACGGAGCGUUCUUCAAAGACGUCGACAUGUCGAAGACCGCCAAGAAGAUCAAGUUUGACGACUAA